This is a messenger RNA of Penicillium canariense, 1764 nucleotides long. RefSeq names its product calcium-binding mitochondrial carrier protein. Gene Ontology annotation, biological process: transmembrane transport. The transcript has 8 exons. Lineage: Eukaryota; Fungi; Ascomycota; Eurotiomycetes; Eurotiales; Aspergillaceae. The record is from RefSeq and is a predicted model, not a curated record. Gene Ontology annotation, molecular function: ATP transmembrane transporter activity; calcium ion binding. Bases 1 to 1764 code for a protein of 587 amino acids.
AUGGCACCCGGCGAGUCAAAAGAUGAGCGUGAAGAACGAGUGGCCCGGCUCUGGGAAUCACUGGACUUGCGCAGAGAGGGCCAUAUUGACUUGACGGGCCUGAAGAAGGGCUUGAAGAAGAUCGACCACCCUCUGAAAAACGCAGAUGGCAUGCUGCGCAGCAUCCUGCGCGAGGUUGACACGAACGGCGAUGGCCGGAUAGACUAUGACGAGUUUCGAACGUUUAUCGACCACACCGAGUCCGGGCUAUGGCAGAUGUUCCAGGCCAUCGAUCACAACCAUAAUGGAGAAAUCGACAAGGGAGAGCUACGAAAUGCAUUUGCAAAGUCAGGGGUCACCGUAUCGAGUGCAAAGCUGGAUGAUUUCUUCGCCGAAGUCGACAAAAACAAUGACGGGGUAAUCUCUUACGCAGAAUGGAGGGACUUCCUGCUUUUCCUACCGCUGCGUUCCACGUCCGACCUACGCGCUAUCUUGUCAUACUACACGGCCACGGGCAAUCUAAACCCGGAAGGAGAUGUCCACAUCAAUGAUCUGCAGGGUUUAGGUACAGACCCCACAUUUCUUAACCGUUAUCUCCUGGGCCUCAAGCGCCUCUUGUACAAUAUCCUUUCUUUGCCCGCGCUGGCCUCCCUCCUUCCUUCAGCCCUCGCGCAAGUCACCGCCGGCCCGCCUGCAACGUUGAACACCGCUUUCGGGAAUGACUUUGCCUCGUUAGACGGUGACUUCGAGCUGGAGUGGCUGCCGAUUCCCAAGACUGUCGCCAUGUGGAUGUCUUUCCGCUAUUAUGAACGCAAGUUGACCGAGAAUACCCCUAAAUUAGGCUACUUCAUUGCAGGAGGGAUUGCGGGCGUCGUUUCUAGGACGGCCACCGCCCCUCUCGAUCGUCUUAAGGUCUAUCUGAUUGCCCAGACGGGUGUCAAAAAAACAGCGAUCCGCGCGGUGAAGGAAGGCGCUCCUUUGGCGGCGGCGGGAAAUGCAUCCAGAACCCUGGUUGGUGCGCUCAAGGAGCUAUGGCGCGCUGGCGGAAUGCGAAGCAUGUUUGCUGGAAAUGGGUUGAAUGUCGUCAAGGUCAUGCCAGAGUCUGCCAUCAAGUUUGGAGCCUAUGAGUCGGCAAAACAAGCGUUCGCUCGCUUAGAAGGACACAACAAUCCCAAGCAACUUGCGCCCACAUCACAAUUCUUGUCAGGUGGUAUUGGUGGAAUGGUGGCCCAGUGCUUUGUCUAUCCUCUCGAUACCUUGAAAUUCCGCAUGCAAUGCUCAACUGUCGAGGGAGGGUUGAGAGGAAACAAGCUUAUUAUCGCUACUGCACGGAAAAUGUUUAACGCAAAUGGGCUGUUUAGUUUCUUUCGUGGACUGCCGCUUGGCCUUAUUGGAAUGUUCCCUUACGCCGCGAUCGAUCUGACCACAUUCGAAUACCUGAAACGUGCCCUCGUCGCUCGACAAGCUCGAUUGAGUCAUUGUCAUGAAGAUGAUGUGACCCUGAACAACUUCCUGACUGGUGCAAUUGGUGCUCUUAGUGGUGGUCUGAGUGCCUCAGUCGUCUAUCCUCUGAACGUGAUGCGGACUCGGCUGCAGGCUCAAGGCACCGUCCUACAUCCCACUACAUACUCCGGCAUCGGCGACGUCGCUCGCAAAACUCUCCAGACCGAGGGACCUCGUGGUUUCUACAAAGGUCUCACCCCCAACCUCCUUAAAGUGGCACCCGCCGUGUCCAUCAGCUACGUGGUCUACGAGAACUCGAAGCGAAUGCUCGGCUUGAAAUAA